ACACCCCGGGAGAAAAUUCCUAACUUCGCAAAAUCGCAACACUGUCCCUUUUCUCCCAAAAGACUCGAAAUCCUCCGGUUCCUCUCUGUCGAUCGACCAACCCUAAUAGCCUUUCACUCGGCGGAGAUGGAUUCAGACGUAGCCAUGAUCCCGGCCGGCGAGGGAGGCUCCAGCGCAGCAGCCGGACCUUCUUCUUCUAGCAAGAAGCCGAAGCGCUUCGAGAUCAAGAAGUGGAAUGCCGUCGCUCUCUGGGCUUGGGAUAUCGUGGUGGAUAACUGCGCGAUUUGCAGGAACCAUAUCAUGGAUCUCUGUAUCGAGUGCCAAGCUAAUCAGGCCAGCGCAACCAGUGAGGAGUGUACUGUCGCUUGGGGUAGGCAUUCCUUAUCUACUUAAUCGCCCGAAGAUGUGGUACUUAUUCGUAUUUGAGUUAGACCGAAUGCGAAUUGGUUUGUAAGGGUCGAAUUGUAUACUACAUAGCUUCAUUAACUUGGGAAGACCCUCGUUUUUGGUUAAUUGUCAGAGUUUAGCUGGUUGCCCUCUGAGAAUGUAUAGCGGCAUUGAACUAUAAAGAAUGGUGCGUGUAACUGUAAAUGAUGGUUAGGCUUGUGAAUACUUCGUAUAUUGGCUGGCGGGCCAUUCUUAGUUAUUUAAUCUCUCGCUGCAUCUAGCCGUUCUGAAUGUUUCUGUUAGGAAAGGUGGAGAAUGUUACAUGUAGGGUUGGUAGAUAGAUUCACUGCAUUAUAAUUUUUUUUGGAGAAUGAUCUCAAUUGUUGUGUGACUCUGGAUGUUUUAUGUCUAGUUUUGGAUAUGUUGGAUCAUGAACUUAUGGCCACCUUCAUAUUGAGAGGUAAAAGCGAUCUGUUUUUGCUUGGUUGGAAAGUAUGAGUUAGAUGUGUAGAAAAACUCACCGUUGAGGUCUUCACUGCUGCUGUGAUGAUAUGAUGGGGAUCAUAUUUUUCCUCGAAGAUUUUUCGAUUAUUUUGAGCUUCAAUGCCAAGGCUAGGUAUAGUAAGGUCUAGAUUUGUAUGUUAGUUGAUACUUCACAUGUUUGUUUUGCCUGUUGUUCUGUACUGAAUAAGCUACAUCUCACUGUUAUAGAGUGCUCAUCUGUGUGCUGCCCCCUUACACUGGUGUGGCAACAUGCCAAUUGUUCCUUAUCAAUUUAGCAUUUUCUCAUACCUUGUAGAGGAAUGUUUUGAUCAAAUGAGUUCGCUUCUAAUUUCCCGAUUUGUCCAUUCAUCUAAUUCUGCACCAAAAUAUAUUCAUCUACUUCUGUACCAAUUAUAUUUCAGCUCUACUUAGUUUCACUCUUUGAUCAGUCAAAACCAAUACUGACUCCCCUCUCUCGCUCAGGUGUCUGUAACCAUGCUUUCCACUUCCACUGCAUCAGCCGCUGGUUGAAAACCCGCCAAGUCUGCCCUCUUGAUAACAGUGAAUGGGAAUUCCAGAAGUAUGGGCACUAGUGGACUCAAUAACUUGAACAUUGGAGCCAGGGGGCGCCGAAUUUCAUAAUGUCUCACGAGCCAUUCCAAGGAGUUUGUAAAUGGGCAUUUGCAGUAAGGAAACACUAAACAAACACUUGUUCCUUUUUUUCUAGUUAAGCUGGUCGCUAUUAUAGUAUUUUGGGUGGAUGGCAUUUUAGGUCGAGUGUUACUCUUCUAUCCUGUUGAGCAAGUGAUUAAUUGAGAUGUUGGUACAUGCUCUUAUUCCCUAUUUCGCCCUGUGUAUCAGAACCCUUCUGUUCUGUUAUUUUUUUCUCUAUAUCUGAAUGGGUAGGCGGAUUUCAUGUUCCAA
Messenger RNA from Linum tenue, 1794 nucleotides. The record is from the annotation of a GenBank genome assembly. NCBI's taxonomy places the organism in Eukaryota, Viridiplantae, Streptophyta, Magnoliopsida, Malpighiales, Linaceae.